AUGCCCUCAACAACACCGUAUGAACGUGUACGUAAUCUCUACUCACGUAUAUCACGUUAUAUACCAGAACUCCAUCCAGAACCAGCCCCUUUAAUUAAAGAUUAUGGGCCUUGUCCUUAUUUUUAUAAAUUACGCCUUGGUACAAGAGAUUUGGUUGAAAAGUUUAACGGAGAUAUGCUGCCAUCCAUUAGUAUAAACAGAUCAUCAUCUGUGCCAAGAGAUUCAAUUGGCGCGCAUUCUGACGAAGUAAAGAUUCAAGAUUUUCAAUGGCUUAUGAAUAAAAAGUUAACUUGUGUGCUGUUAUGGUUAGGUGUCAUUAUAUUGAUUGUUGGGAUUAUUGCCUUACAGAUUGCAAGCUUUUUUCUGCAUAAAAGACAAGAUAUCUUAUCAAUUGGUGUUGGAUGUUUAAGUUCUGGUCUUUGCCUUCUGUUUGUCACACUAUUCACUUUUCUACAUGCACAUGUUUUCAUCUAUAAAAUACCUGAAGAAGACAGUAUAGAACAUCAAGAGGUAACCAGAAAAGAGGACCAAGUGUUUGUCGUUGAAGAAAAGUAA
This is a messenger RNA of Heterobilharzia americana, 555 nucleotides long. NCBI's taxonomy places the organism in Eukaryota, Metazoa, Platyhelminthes, Trematoda, Strigeidida, Schistosomatidae. The record is from the annotation of a GenBank genome assembly.